Messenger RNA from Bombus terrestris (buff-tailed bumblebee), 8133 nucleotides. RefSeq lists its product as uncharacterized. Bases 1958 to 3610 code for a protein of 550 amino acids. The record is from RefSeq and is a predicted model, not a curated record. Lineage: Eukaryota; Metazoa; Arthropoda; Insecta; Hymenoptera; Apidae. The transcript has 6 exons.
GAGAGAAAGGAAAAAGGCGAUAUGGACCAGCACACAGCAGCCGGAGCAAACGAUCCAUUUAAAAGGCGAGUUCGAACUCUGGGUAAUCGAUGAUAGUCGCCGAGUGGAGGGAUGGUAGCAAGAAUAACACGACACCUCGAUCAACUGUUCUUUCCUGAACAAAAACACGUUCAAUUUCAAGUGAGACGGAUCCUCUGACGAACGAUUAACGAGAGGAAGCUUCUACGAAUCGAUAGGCGGCGAAAAGGGGGUUUCUUGGGAUAUUUUGCGCACACCGCAGAGACGUUGGAGGCCGGAACUCUUUUCGUUCACCUCGUGGCUCGAACGCUCCUCGCCUCUCCGGAGUAGGGAAAAAGCCACCCUCUUGUUAGACCGAGCCCUCCCCUCUAUCCCUCUGCAGCUCCGUCGGAUUCGUCGAUGACGAAACGCACACGUAAAUUCGUGGACGUGCACGGUGCUGCCGCUCGCAAAAUCAGUGCGACCCAAGUGCACCGCGAGGCAGGAACGCGGGUCUCCCGUGCGCGGCCUGUCGUUCCCGCUUGCGGCACGCGCGCCUCUUCCACAGGAGUAUCAGUCAGAUAGCGAGAGACACUCGCGUAAAUAGGUCGUUGGAUACCGCCGUUGAUUCGAUAGUAAAUAGUCAAGCUAAAUUAACGAAUAGUGGUCGACGUCUCGAAAGAAGUGACAAUGGGAAACGUCAGUUGAAAAUAAAAGAAGCAUAUAGUUGAUACGAACGUGUAAUAGAUGCUGACAACUGACUAGAGUGACUAACGUUUAGAUUUAGUCGAGGUGACUAAACAAACAUCGUGAAAGAGGAAAUGAUUGGAAUGGAAAAACGAUCAGUGCGUUAAACAUCGUAGUUUUGCAUUGGAGAUUAGAUGUACGUUGUUGUUUUCUCUUUUUCUGGUGAAUCAAUCUGUGAUGUUGAGUAAAUAAAAUGUAGAUGGAUGGAAGAGACUGAUUUAUUUAAAUGGAAAUGAAUUUUACAUAUGACUGUCAUCAAGAUUGAUUAAAUGAAAAAAAAUAAAUAAAUAAAUAAAAAUUAUGAAAAACAGAAGGAGAAGCUGAAAAAUAGUAUGAUGGAAGAAAUAAAAUUGCAGAAUGUAGAUACAGACUUUCCUGUUCAACAGAACUAAUUUGAUUUCGAAAAUAACUUUGGAUUGAAUUGUCUACGAUAAGCACGGAAAUAAACCACUGAUAUCGAUUGUCGACAGAGAAACGUGAAUUGGAGAUGCGUGGCGGUCGAACGAACUAGAAGAGAAAAACGGGCGUGCGGGAGGUGUUGAAAGAAGAGAAAAAGCUUUGAGCAUCGAUCUUGCGGCUGAUGCAGCUACUAUGACGCGGGUUGUCCGAUACAUUCAACUGUAUCCAGUGUGGAAUCGACGGGUCGCGUGGCCCACGAGACGGGAUCUACGGGGCUAUAGUUAGUAAGCUAGGCCAGUCUUCGCGAAUUGGAUCAGUGGCUACGGUCGGUGUAAACGAUGACGGCGAGGAGGACGAGGACAACGUCGGCGGGUACGACAAUGACGCCACGCGCGACGGGACUAAAAACGCUGGGUCUUCCCGACGGAAUGCAGGAGGCCGAUCGAACGCCUCCCGAUGUACCCUCUUUUUACGUGGUCUUCCCACGUAAACUCUAUUCGGUGACGUGUAUCAUGAAAGAAUAAAAUUCAAGAAAGAUCCAACGAAAUUAGAAGAAAAAAGAAAAAAGAAGAAAAAAAGGGGCCAAUUUUCCGAUUCUUCCAAAUAAUAAAGAAAAAGGAAACGAACAAAAGAAAACAGAAAAGAGACUAAAUUCGAAACUCGGUUCGAAGCAUCCGUGGAAAAUGUAAAUUCGCCUCUGGUUAUGUGUUCAAGGCUUACUUGGUAGGAUUUAAUGUGCAAUCGUGGCUGAUAAGCUUCGGGAAGUAAAGAAGUCGUUCUUUGCGGCGCGAUAAGGACCACAUUGGUCGCAAAGAUGGACUGCUGCAACUACGUCGAGGCUUACGCGGCAGGGAGCCACUUUUAUCAACAACAACAUUACUUUUGCUAUGAAAACGCGAGCACCGAUUACGGUGGCUAUGAACCGCCGCCGAUUUCCAGCGCUAUCGAAACUACUGCGCGAUACAACGGGACUGUACCGCCUGCGUAUCCGACAGAUUACGUGUACAAUCCGAAGGAGGCGAGACUGCGGAAGGCGAUGCGCGAACAGAGUCGCGAGCUAUCCAGGCGAUCGAUCUUGCAGAGCGCGAUCGCUCGAGCGGGCGUGAUCGCUGGUCCAGUCACAUCCGGUGGUUUCCUAGAUCAUCAGCAUCGUUUUGGUUGCGUGUCCACAGUCAACUUGCCGAUGAAUUCAUCCGUGGAAUCGGAUCGAGCCACGGAACCGUGGUUCCAGUCGACGUCUCGUCCAAAGCCGAUCCAUUCGCCCCGAAUGACCGAUUGGUACGGCAACGUGACUGAUCCUAUCGAGAGACUGCAAGUAAUGGGUGCGAUGCAUCAGCGUGGCCUCGAUAAAUGCAAAGACGUGAUGAGGAAUCAGGCUGUGGCCAACGUAGCCAAUAACGUGGCCGCUGAAUGCGGUGCUACAUUUUCAAAUAACGGAUAUCCGGUUGAUUUCACCGAUGUUAGUCGAGAAAGGGACUUACGUCGCCAAGAGAAUAUGGAGUACAGCGAAUUUCCUGAUGGUCAAAAGUGGCAUCCUUAUCAGAAUGGCGAAGGUGCUCAUCAACAUCCCAGAACUUCUCAUCCUUCUCAGAUGAGCAACAUUCUUCACCCAAAUAUUCAGAGUCCAGGUUCACACGGACACGAACCGUGGGGUCAAUUUUGUCAUGGCGUGCUGCCACACACUCCGCCUAUGCCUCGAAACGUUGGAGUCCGUGGGCCGCGACACACUCUGCUGUUACAGGAUCGUAUGCCCCCUAGACACUGUGAGUUUUCCGAGGAAGCACCGCGAAUGAUGUAUCAUCCAACUAAGCUCGAUAUCGAGAACGUACGAGCAUCGUACACGCCCCCUGAGCACCAGAUGCCGAGAUUACUUGAAACCUCAGUAAACUCUAUCAUGGACUCUGCGUCCACAAUAAGGAUUCGUCGUGAGGAUGAUGGCCCCAGGUGGGAGCCAAGCACUAUGAAUAACAGAAUGUCUAUGGAUAAUCUAGUUCCAACAACGGAAUCUAGUAUAUCACGCGAUAAAGAACAUGAAUCUCGUCGAUCAGCUGAAAGAUUCGAGUCAAAGAAGAAGAGCAUCAGUAAGCAACCGUUGCCUGGUUUUCACCAAGCAUUCGGUUCGACGGAGAUUGGCAGGUUCUCCAGAUCGGAGUUUUUCGUGAACAUGGUGGGCGAGAGCGGCGGAAACGUGGAAGUCGCCGACACGGAAAGUAUUACUGUAAGUACGGAUCGUAUGUCAGAGGUAAACGGAUCGACAGUGACCACUGCGACGCACGGUACGUCGGUAAUUACUACGACCGCGACGACGACCGUCAGAUCUUUCGACGGCGAUGAAAGCGAGGAGGCGAGUUUCGACGAGUCGAACAACGACCUCGUCGCUCCGACGUCGAUGGGUAUGUAUUGCAGCCAACCAAGUAUUCCUCGUUGGCAUAGACCUCACAUAGGCGCUAUAGGUAGCGAAAUUUAAAGCAAAUCAUUAAUUCUUUCGCGGGCUAACGUGUUUCCCAAUUGAAAGUCUGACGGAAGGGAACUAUGUGAUUCUAAUCAUUUUCAAAGUGCGAGUAUGUAACUGGGGCAUUUUCUCUCGCAAUUUUCUUUCUGGAUACAGUGGUUUAUGAAAGAAUUUUGAACUGUUGCGUCCAAAGGAGCGAAAAAAGAGCGACUGAACAAAUCUCUACAUUAUGUGAUGUAUACGUAGAUAUUUGCAAAACUUGAUCAAACGUGUUUUCAACCUUGUGUGUAUGAUUCAAUUAUGAAUGGAGUUGCUCUUUGCCGUGGAAUUUUUUUACGAGUUUACGAAUGCUGCGUUUAUUUAUAGAUUCUAAUUAGCCCCCGAAAGGAAUUAGCAAUUCAUCAAGGACGCGAAUUGCGUCCAGUUGUCUGUAGGAUUAAAUUAUUCCCUCCGAUGUUCAAGUUACCCGAUAAUAUUCUGUACGUGGAGAGAGAAUCGUCUGUUAUUCGUAAUUGAUAACUCUCAGCUAAGUUGUUCGAAUCGAUUUCGCGAGUAAGACAAAUUUCUCCAAUUUGUACAAACAUUACGCGUUAGACUUUGACUCGCCGGGGAAUAUAAAUGGCGUACGAAACAUCCCGGCAAACUGCACACACGUUUGUCGAGAUUGUGCCUUUAAGAGAUCUGUGGAGCUAUUAAAGGUCUUCAAAAUUUUUGAUCAAAUCAAAAAUAUAAAAUCAAAAGCAGCACGAUAUUCGCGGGUCUCGUACGUCAACUAUUAAGUUGAGCAACUUACAUCGAUGUAUUAUAUUAAAAGGCUAGAAAUUUUGGCGAAACAGAUAUCGCAUAUCAUCUUUAAAAAGAAACGACCCUUUUCUUCGACGUGAAAAGUAUUUCAAAAAUACUAAAUAUUGUUUAAAGUAUUUUUUUUAAUAGCAAAUUUAUUCUGAUAACACAGACGUUGUAAAAUAUAAAGAAUUUUGUGAGUUGCUCAAACUUGAUAAAGAAAUAUAAUCAAAAUGUGUCGAUGGAAGUAUUUAAUCGGCACCUUCCAUCAAGUUGUUAGAUAUCGCCGAUGAUACACUGAGAUUAGUGUACCGACGAUGAAUUAUAUAAUUAUAUUAAAUAUAUAUUUAAAAAAGUAAAUAUAUAUAUAUACAUAUAUAUAUAUAUAUAUAUAUAUAUUGUACUUAUAUGUAUAAUGGAGGAACGAAAACGCGCGACGAAAAGGUAUUUAAGUUAUUUAGUAGAAUAUUUAGACGACACGUAUUGCUGCGCGGAGAAACGUAUGAAUAAAAGUGAACAUUAAUAUCGCGAACGUAGGAAGUCGAGAAACCGACGAAAUACACACCGUUCCGCUCGUGAAAAAUAUGUUUUUUCUGAAGGGGAUGCACGGUAUUUUUGCAUUUGGAGCUCCUUUUAUUUCUUCACUGCAAAAUAAUAUGAAAUAUGUCAAAAAUGGAAGACAAAUAUCGCAACUUCAGCAUGUUAAUGCAGUAAAAGAUAAGUAAAAAAGUUGGAUUGUAUAAGAGAAGUUUGUAAGUUAAGACUGUAGACAGUAAGACUGUAGUUAUAAUGUAAACUCAAAAAUAUGGCAUGUAAUUUAUUGAAACUUUUUUAUAUAUCCAUUUUAACGUACGUUUAAUAUUCCAUUUAUUAUAGUAACUUUGGGACCUUUGGAAAAUAUACUUAGAAAGAAAAAAUGUUUUUAGAAUCUCCGCAUUAACGUUCUGACAAGUGCGAUAUUAUAUAGAAAAAUGCAAAGUUCACCUUAUUAAUUAUGUUCUUCUUAUAUGUGACAUUGAUACUUUUGCUAUUCAAUUUGUAUUUCAUUAGAACUUAGGUUUCAUUAAAUUUAAAAAUUGUUCUUAUAUAAGAAACGAUCUCCGAUAUUGUCUUGAGUGAGAAUGAAAUAUUUUUUAUUAUUUCUAUUUUUCUUUUCUUUUUGAUCGAGUUCUGAGUCCCGUGCAGGUACCUAUGACUCGUGUUGAUUGAUCUAUCGGUACAUCGACUUAACAUAAUUCGUGCCAGCUACCCUGUACCUAUAAUGGGACCAAAUUAAAAGAGAAGCUUUUAUUUCGCGUUCACCGUCGCGCUUACGUCCCGCGUAUUUUAUCGUGUAUGAAAACCUUCCCCCGUUCCGUUCGAUCGAUUGCCUCGAACAAGAGGCAAAAAUUUGUAUUGAAACGUGAAAUGUUCUUUAACACGUUCGAUGUUAUUUCAAGCAAAUGGUUAUUAACGAUCUAUUUAAAAAUUGCACUGAAUUGCGUUCAAUUAUAUUUCAGUUUUUUAUCUUCAAUUGUACCAAAAUCAAUUGUAGAAAUUAGAAUUUUUAAUGUAAAGAACAUAGCUUUAAAUGUAAAAAUGUUUAAUUUUUCCUUUACUUUGAUUUCUGUAAAUUGUUUUCUAAUGCUAUUUUAAAUUGAUUUGCGUACUAAGAUGCUUCGUUUAUCAUGACAUGGAGCGUGUUAAUUGAAAAUCUACGUGAAAGUAAAUGAAUUCACGAGGAACGUGUUGUGCUGUUUAGCAAGAUGAAUUAGUGUUCCAUCGAUCAAAUACAUUGUUUAAAUAUCGUGUGAUCAUCGUUUAUAAUGAAUAUCGUUCGAGCGUAAUAGAAAUAUUUAGCGAUGGUAAUUCAACAUUCGACUUUUUUGUUCUUGGACGUAUAGAAACGUCCAAGAAGCAUGGAAUGAUGUAAAUGCUGUGAUUUGUUUUAAAAUUAAACGAGCGUAGUUUAUAGUGGUACACAGUGGGGGAACGCUGAAUAUCGUCGCGACGUGAGGAAAGGCGAGUUGUGAUAAAAAGAGAAUAAAAAUUCUGUAAGAAAUUUUGACGAUACAUGUAAUUGUCUGUCUAGUACGAUCGAUCAUCGGGGCCCUCUUGCACAAUUAAACUAAUGUUAUUAGCGGAAUUUUACAAGUUAUCGGUGUGGAUAAAUUCUUUAACAGAGCAAGAUUUGCGUUAAAACGAGUAAAGUUGAAGGUGUCAAUUUUGCAAAUUGUAAGCCAACCAAUUGCCCUAUUUGACGUAAUGCUAUAAAAGUAUGCGACAAAAGUUUUUAAUUUUUACAACUUAUCACUUGUAAGUUCGCUAAUGUUAUUAAUUAGAUUAUCGUGCAGGAGAGCUCAGUUGUUUUAACUUUUGGAUUAUUAGUAAGAGCACAAACCACUCCAACGAGGUCCAAUCUUUCGAAACGUCUCGUCAUUAAAGAAAUUUAGGGAUAGUCGAAGAAAAAUCCUUUCGCUCUGCGGUGUAUACUUCCAUAAUUUAUUUCACAUUUUAACUCUUCAAAUUUUAUUAAUAUAAGAUAUUUAUAUUUAUUAGUAUAAAUAUGACUAUAAAGAAAUGCAGAGAUAGUAGGGGGAGGAGGGGAGGAGGAAAUCUUUCACUAUAUUAAUAUACAUCUGUAUAAUGAACUUCAAGUUCGAACAGCGAUAAAAGAUGGACCUAAUACAGCAGGAAAUUGCCAGCAUCUCGUGGAUGGAACAAAAGUUAAGACAACCGAGGAAGUUUCUUCGAUUCUAUCACGCCAACCUCGUCGUCUCCAAAACGUGAAUCCUAUGACGAAAUUUUAGCGAUGCGUUAAUUACUUGGAAAUUUUAAUAAUUUUGUUACUUUAUUGACCUGUCUUGUUGGCGAUGCAGACUGUAACAUAGAAUUAUGACUUACACGUCUUACGAUUAAGGACGAAUAAACCAUAAUCCACGUUUCAUUAUUGGCAACGAUAUUAAACGUAGAGGUAGAACUGGUAAAAAAGAAGGAGAGGAAGAAGAAAACAAAAAAAAAAAAUGUUCAGUCAGUGAUAGAAGAACAAAAAAAAAAGGGAAGAACAACGUGAAAAUGAUUGCGACUAACAGGAAAACGUAACCCGUAUUAUAACUCGUAAACGACAUUCUGUCUAAUUAAUAGCUAAUUAUUAUCAUUCUAACCGGUAGGAAACGUGCUAAGGGAUUGAAAUGUACAGAAAAACGAUUAUGAACCACCGUACAUCUCUUAAAUCCUACAAGUGCCAAGUUGGUGAGAAAAGUCCUUACAAAGGCUCGUGUUAUUAAGUAUCAAAUUCGAACGCAAGAAGGAAAGAAGUAUAUUUCGCGAACAUUUAACUCUAUCAGUUUCCAUGUAAUUAAAUUAGGUUCUUGUAUUAUCAGAUUGAUGGAACGUCAGUGGCUCGUUGGUAUUCACGAGAUAUAAAAUUCGAGAUACGUUUCAUUUAACAUUGAUUCGAAAUGAAAUUUAUUAAAGAAUAGAACUGAUAGAGUUAACGCAGAUAGAAUGGAACUUAAUGAUGACGAACAUGCUUUUAUUCGCGUACAAUUAUGUACAUGGAACUAUAACAAUACCGGUAUUAUUGAGCUUAAAUUCACUUUUAAUUCGAACACGUUACCAGCUUAAGGAACGAAGUUCUUUAACGAGAUUCGACAGAAAAAUAAUGAAAAUGUUUAAACGAAGAUCGAACGUAAGCAGUGUAACGAAAAUAAACGGAUGUCUAUACGACAGUAUAGAAGUAAAAAAAAAGGCAAAAAAAGAAAAUUAUGAAAUUA